AUGUCACGGCUACUCCCGCCUGCUAAAACCCUCCUGCUCUCUCCCUUCCCGGCGUUCUCGCCGCCACCGCCUCCUCAUCCUUUUCCUCUUCCUCGCAUCCACGUCCGUACAUCAGCUGGGAGAGGCGCUGCGGCAGAGAACGCGGCAGCGUCCGGGACGACGGCGAGGGAGCGGCGGCUGGUCAAGGUGCGGGAGGAGCGCCGCCGCCGCGAGUACGACCGGGAGCACACCUACCCCGGAUGGGCCAAGGUUCUGGAGAACGCCUGCAGAGACGAUGAGGAGCUCCGCGCCAUUCUCGGUGAUAGCAUCGGCAACCCGGAGCUCAUGAAGCAAAGGAUCCAAGAAAGGGUGCGCAAGAAAGGCAGGGCUCAAUUCAACAAGUCCAAGACAGGCUCCAUUGUUGCUUUUAAAGUCAGCUUCCGAGACUUCAACCUGUUGAAUUCAUUCAUUUGGUUUGAGCUCUUUGGAGAACCAACAGAUCGAGAUGUUGACCUGCUUGGCGGUGUAAUUCAGGCUUGGUACGUCAUGGGAAGGCUAGGAGCUUAUAAUUCUUCAAAUUUGCAGCUGGCCAACUCAAUGAUGGACUAUGACCCUUCAUAUGAUUCUGAAGAAGCUUCCUCAGUAAUGCCAUCAUCUUUCCAUGAUAUCAGCGAUGUCGAGUUCCAAGACAAUUGGGCCAGGGUUUGGGUGGACCUUGGAACCUCGGAUUACCUUGGCUUGGAUGUAUUACUAAACUGCUUGACACAGUUGAGCUCAGAGCACUUGGGUAUCAAACAAGUGGUUUUUGGAGGCAAUAAAAUGGGUUACUGGGAAGAGGGCAUGACGAGCUCAGAUUAUGGAUACAAGCAUUUCAAGAUAUGA
Messenger RNA from Miscanthus lutarioriparius, 861 nucleotides. The record is from the annotation of a GenBank genome assembly. Lineage: Eukaryota; Viridiplantae; Streptophyta; Magnoliopsida; Poales; Poaceae.